GAAGUUCUGAACUUGAUAAAAUAGUAGCUACUCUGAAAAAAAGUACAUUGUUUCCUUUGCUUAAUAUGCAGGCUCAGUAUCCUACUGGUACCGUUUUAUUCCAGCUUGUGCGUUUGGAGCUAUGUUCCUGUGAAGAUAACUGGACAAAUAUGCUUGUGAGUGUGCUCCAGCAUGCCCCUAAACUACAAGUUCUCAAGCUUGAGCUGAACCAGUACCAUUGUCUAGCUAUCGUUCGUAAAGUUUGCUGGAUCCAGCCCGAGCGUGUUCCUGAAUGUUUGUUGUUCCAUCUCAAAACUUUUGAGUGGAGAGACUACAAAGGAACACAAGCAGAGAAAGAAGUGGCAAUGUAUAUUUUGAAGAACGCAAGACGAUUAGUGAAUGCAACUAUCUACCCUGACUCAGUCAAGUUGGUGCGCAAACAUCGUAUGUUUGAAGAAUUGGAAAUUGCGUCAAGGGAUUCAAGAGCAUGUGAGCUUACAAUGGGAUGAAAAUUAAUCUUACCAAGUGUUAAACUGUCCAAUUAACUAGUUUUGAUGUGGAUUUAUAUCAUUAUUUUGUUAUAGCUUAUAGCUUCUUAUAUCAUUGCUCUGUCUCUUGUACCCAAUAAAGUUGGAACUAGGAAGGUAAUCUGGUUCUUGAUGCAAAGCCUUGAGCUUUGUUUUUGUUAUUAACAAAUCUGUCA
Molecule: messenger RNA, 682 nt
Organism: Arabidopsis lyrata subsp. lyrata
Lineage: Eukaryota; Viridiplantae; Streptophyta; Magnoliopsida; Brassicales; Brassicaceae
Product: F-box/FBD/LRR-repeat protein At5g56420
Exons: 2
Coding region: 66-488 (140 amino acids)
Source: RefSeq, a predicted model, not a curated record